CUCACACAGGCGUCCUCCGACAGUUGCAACUCUAGGUGCAGGAUCUCACGACCACGUGGGUCCAAAUGUUAGCUCACUCGGGCGAUCGGAUUGUUCCCACGAACGAAGUCGAUCUCAGCCAGCUCCGGCUCUCUCGUGCUGCACCAGAUGUCAUCAUCCCGGAGCUCCUUCCCUUUGCGCCGCCCCAAUGAACCGGCAUCGCCUCUCGACUUCCGGGCUUCCUUUUGAUCUCCCCACCUUCUGGCAGUCCGCUACUAACGCCCCUCUGUCUUUUCGGAUCAGACAUCUGGACGUACCGAUCCUUGAAGCCGGCAAGUGGAGGGAGUGGUGGAACGCGUACAUCGCGCUCAACUUCUGUCUUCUCGAGGUGGUGUUCCAUUGGGCCGAGCCGGCCAACAAGGACGAGGAAGACGAAGUCCCUAACGACGAGGUGGAGCUGCAGAUAGUCCAAGCGCGGAGAAUGGAUACGGAGGGGGAGUUGUUGGGGAUCUUGUUCGGGAAGGUGAGGGGCGGCCAUCUGGAGCUGAUCACGAGUGAAGUCCUGGUAUUCGUGGCCCAGCUCUUGGAUGACCUGCCUCUGGACAUUCUUUCGCGCUUCGACGAGCGGCCCACACCGGCCACACUCACCCAUACCUUGGCACCGCACCUGCUGUGGUCGACGUGCACGGAGAUUGACGGCGACAACUGCUACUACCCCUCCUCGGGCCACUACCUGGUCAUCAACAUGACGGAUCUCACCUUGUGGGAUCCGAUAAUUUGGAGAGGAGAAGAGGGAAGGGAGGCGAGCGAAGAAGAAGAAGAAGAAGAAGAGGUGCAAGAAGAAAAAGAAGACUUGAUGUGCUCCUUCAGGUCUCGUAGAGCACGGUUUGGCGACACUCGAUACAUACUAGUUCAAGAGAGAAGGGAGGCGAGUGAAGAAGAAGAAGAAGAAGAAGAAGAAGAAGAAGAAGAGGUGCAAGAAGAAGAAGAAGGGGACGAAGAGGAGAGUUUUGAGGCCGAAUCUGACGACCCCGACUAUAACGAGUCGGAGGAAGUUGAGUUAGAAGAAAGCAGGUCGGACGAAUCAGGUGGCCGCAGCGAGCAUAGGAACGAAGACGACGAGGCCACAGCGCAAAAGAGGCGAGGGAGGGAAGAAGGAAAGAGGUUGGUGGAGGAAUCGGACGGACCAGCAGCGCGGCUGUUACAAGGCGAUUCGGCACGCAACCCAGAGCCGUUGCAGGAGGAACCUGGAGGAGAUGGCGUCGCCACCGUGGAGGGAUCCAGAAGCAGACGUCGUAGAAGAAGUUCUUCGCCAACUUAAUCCUCUCCACCAUGGCCCACCGUUCGCAUACGUGGAGAUGCGGGCGCUC
Molecule: messenger RNA, 1349 nt
Organism: Chara braunii
Lineage: Eukaryota; Viridiplantae; Streptophyta; Charophyceae; Charales; Characeae
Source: the annotation of a GenBank genome assembly